UGGUGCAGACUUUCCAAACUCGCAUGCAGACUUCUGACUCUGUCAGUGCUGAGGUGCAGCAGGUGUUUGGUCGUCAGCUGUCUGCCCUGCAGGCCCAGAGAGAUGAACUCCUCAGACAGCUGGAGACACAAAGACAACAGCAGACCUCCUUCUCUGACAUCCUACUGGAGAAAAACGCCCUGGAGGAAAACCUGCAGAAGGAGAAGGAGUUACUGAGAACAAAGUUACAGGAGAAGGAUGAUCUGGAGAGAGGGCUGCAGGAGGAGAGGAAGAGGCUGGAACAGCAGGUCCAGGAACAGAGGAGACUGGAGGCAGUUCUAGAAGAGAAAAAUAAACUGGAGCAGGAGCUGGCCAAACAGAAACGUGAGCUGGAGGGACAGCUGAGGGAGAUAGAAGAACGUUAA
This is a messenger RNA of Branchiostoma belcheri (Belcher's lancelet), 404 nucleotides long. RefSeq names its product chromatin assembly factor 1 subunit p90-like. Lineage: Eukaryota; Metazoa; Chordata; Leptocardii; Amphioxiformes; Branchiostomatidae. The coding region runs from base 24 to 404 and encodes 126 amino acids. The record is from RefSeq and is a predicted model, not a curated record. The transcript has 3 exons.